Molecule: messenger RNA, 1953 nt
Organism: Scleropages formosus (Asian bonytongue)
Lineage: Eukaryota; Metazoa; Chordata; Actinopteri; Osteoglossiformes; Osteoglossidae
Product: histone deacetylase 2
Exons: 14
Coding region: 94-1563 (489 amino acids)
Biological process (GO): heterochromatin formation
Cellular component (GO): NuRD complex
Molecular function (GO): histone deacetylase activity
Source: RefSeq, a predicted model, not a curated record
CCCACUCCUCCUCGUCGCCUGCGCGCGCACACGCUCUCAGCCACAUUCACCGGGAAGGAAGAGCGCGCGCGGUUCACAGUCUCGCGCUCAGCCAUGGCGUACACCGUGCACGGGGGCAGUAAGAAGAAGGUCUGCUACUAUUACGACGGUGACAUAGGGAACUACUACUAUGGACAAGGACACCCCAUGAAACCCCACAGAAUCCGGAUGACCCAUAACCUGCUUUUAAAUUAUGGCCUGUACAGGAAAAUGGAAAUAUAUAGACCACACAAAGCCACAGCCGACGAAAUGACCAAGUAUCACAGUGACGAUUACAUCAAGUUCCUGCGAUCAAUUCGACCCGACAACAUGUCUGAGUUCAGUAAGCAGAUGCAGAGAUUCAAUGUUGGAGAGGACUGUCCGGUGUUUGACGGAUUGUUUGAGUUCUGCCAGCUCUCAGCAGGCGGUUCAGCUGCUGGUGCAGUGAAACUGAACAGGCAGCAGACAGACAUAGCGGUCAACUGGGCAGGGGGGCUUCAUCAUGCCAAGAAAUCAGAGGCAUCAGGAUUCUGCUAUGUCAAUGACAUUGUCCUUGCUAUCCUCGAACUGCUUAAGUACCACCAGAGAGUGCUGUACAUUGACAUUGAUAUCCAUCAUGGAGAUGGAGUUGAAGAAGCCUUCUAUACCACAGACCGUGUCAUGACUGUGUCCUUCCACAAAUACGGAGAGUACUUCCCUGGAACAGGAGACCUAAGAGAUAUCGGAGCGGGCAAAGGCAAGUACUACGCUGUCAAUUUCCCCCUGAGAGAUGGGAUUGAUGACGAGUCAUAUGAGCAGAUAUUUAAGCCGGUGAUGGCCAAGGUGAUGGAGAUGUACCAGCCCAGUGCUGUAGUCCUGCAGUGUGGUGCGGACUCACUGUCUGGGGAUCGCCUUGGCUGCUUCAACCUCACCAUCCGGGGCCAUGCCAAGUGUGUAGAGUAUAUGAAGUCCUUCAACCUGCCCGUUCUGAUGCUUGGCGGAGGGGGCUACACCAUCCGCAAUGUAGCUCGCUGCUGGACCUAUGAGACAGCUGUGGCUCUGGACACGGACAUCCCUGAUGAACUCCCCUACAAUGAUUACUUUGAGUACUUUGGACCGGAUUUCAAGCUGCACAUAAGUCCAUCCAAUAUGACUAACCAGAACACACAGGAAUACAUGGACAAGAUCAAGCAGCGUCUGUUUGAGAACCUACGCAUGCUGCCCCAUGCCCCAGGGAUUCAGAUGCAAGCCAUUCCUGAGGACAUCAUCCCUGAGGACACUGUGGAUGAGGACACAGAGGAUGCAGACAAGCGCAUGUCCAUCCGUGCAUCUGACAAGAGAAUAGCUUGUGAUGAAGAGUUCUCAGAUUCUGAGGAUGAAGGGGAGGGCGGAAGAAGGAACGUGGCCAAUCAUAAAAAGGGUACAAAGCGAGCCAGGGUCGAGGAAGAUAGGAAGGAGGCAGAAGAAAAGAAAACCGAAGUGAAAGAGGAGGAAAAAUCAAAGGAAAGCAGUUCUGAAAAGACAGACACAAAGAGCAUUAAGACGGAGCAGAUGAGCAGUGCUUGACGGCGCCGCCGCUCUGGAAGGAACUGCUUGGUGUGACUGUGGGGUGCUACCUCUGCACUCUCUGGACUCCAUGUUGGACACCACACCUUAACUAUAUUUAUUUUUAUGUGUUGUCCUAGAUGUAAUAUGUUUGUGCAGUCUGUUUCUUGCAGAUAAAUUACCUGUCAUGGUGUUUUGUUUUGGUGUCAUUUCUGGAAAUUAAUUUACAGGAGAAAAAUUGCAUUUGCUUUGAAUAUCCCCCGUGACAGUUUUAUUGUAUUUUUUUACAGGUACAUUUUCUAUCCGUUUUUCAACAGAAUCUUUAUUCUAGGGGGAAAAAAACACUUUUUUAGACUGAAUUUGUUUCUUUGAUAUUUUGAAUAUGCAUAUUAAACUUGAUUUUAUACUGCA